Messenger RNA from Paramuricea clavata, 1639 nucleotides. Lineage: Eukaryota; Metazoa; Cnidaria; Anthozoa; Malacalcyonacea; Plexauridae. The record is from the annotation of a GenBank genome assembly.
AUGUCGGCAGAAAUCCUUAUGGGCUACAACAUUAAUCGAAAAGAUCGACCUGGCAGAACUGGUGGAGGUGUUUUAAUUGCCGUUAAGUCUGACAUCCGGUCUAGUCAUCGAAAAGACCUCGAGAGAGACAAUAUCGAAUUCGCUGUUGUUGAACUCGUUAAGGAUUCCACUAAAUCAGUUAUUCUUUAUACAGUCUAUUUUCCAGAACCUCGACAAGAUGAACUACACCAACUUACUUUAUCUUUGCAAGGGAACCCUGAAUCAGCUUGUGUUGUCAUAGUUGGCGAUUUUAACCUUCCCACCCUCAACUGGUCGCCUGAUGAAUCUGUUCUUAAUUACACCGGUGUGUCAACGGAAACAAUGAAUUCUGUGUCCUAAUGAAAGAUAACUUUCUCCAACAGUUUAUUAGAGGGCCUACUCACAUAGCAGGAAAUAAACUUGACUUUCUUCUCUCCAACUCUCCUGAAAUUAUUGGCAGCAUCUCUACUUUCACCCCAGUGGAAAGCAAAUUUCCCUCCGAUCAUUACCUGGUGAAUUUUUCCCUACGCCUUAAGUUUACACGAGCACUGAGCGUAAAACGCAAGUCGUACAAUUAUAUGAGAGCAAAUUUCGAAUAUCUUCGUUGCCGCUUGCAGCGCGUUUAUCACCAGAAAUGUUCGAAACUAACGAUGUCGAUAUUUACUGGUCUCAGUGGAAGGACGUAUUCUGGGCGAAGUACAAAUAUGUGCACCUGUUAAGGUAAUUCAGGAUACAAACUCUCCUCCAUGGAUCGACAGAGAAGUCAGGCAUAUUAUGCGUAAAAAAUAUCGGGCUCUGAAAAAGUACUGCGAUAAUAGGACUGAGGAACGCAAACGAAAACUUGGAUCCCUAAGUAAUGACGUCAAAAAGCUUGUCAGAUGUAAUCAUCGUAAUUACCUUUACAAAAUCCAGGGUUCCUUUAGUGAAAAUCCAAAAUUGUUUUGGAGCUAUCAUCAAGCUGUAUUGCAUCAUCGUUCAGGGGUAGAAGUCUGUCAUAACAUAUAAUGGACAAACACCGAAGACCCCAGUAGAAAAAGCGGACCUCUUUAAUAGGUAUUUUUGCUCCGUGUUUACCACAUCUAACACAGUACCUAGUAUGCCUUCCCGUCCUAAAACAUCUGUUACGGAAAUUUCUGAUAUGGAACUAUCAGUGGAGGAAGUAUGGAACUGCCUAUCGAUCUGCCUAUAGUUUAGACACAUCCAAGGCAACUGGUCCUGAUGGUAUUCCCGCACGCAUUCUCAAAGAAUGUGGCAAAGAAAUCGCACCAAGUCUUUGUGCUUUAUUUAAAAACUUUUUGCGUUCUGGGCGUUUUCCCGUGGAAUGGAAAAAUUCAGACGUCACACCUGUGCAUAAGAAAGAUCUAAAAGAACGUGCUGAAAACUACAGACCUAUCUCUUUAUUGCCCAUAGUGAGCAAAGUGAUGGAACGCUGUGUCUGCAAUCGAUUCUAUGCCCACGUAUCACACCUAAUUACUUCACUUCAGCACGGCUUCAUGCGCAAUCGUUCGUGUGUCACACAGCUUCUAUCAGUACUGCACUCCAUUGGAGAAUCGCUUGAUCGAAACAUCCAAACGGAUAUUCUUUACCUGGAAUGCGUCAUUCUUAUUAAGAAACUUAAAUG